AUGGAAACUAGAUUUACGGUGCAUCUGGUCUUGAAUCUUCUAAUUGGAACGAAGGCAAUUAAUUCAUGUGAGAAAUCUAUUCCUACUCUCGCCUACGUAAAAGAAUGUCCAAAAACGGAGGAAGAAUGGUUUGCUGCAGCUAAACGAAAACAAUGUGAUGUUGUAGAGCAGAGUUGUUCUACUGCAGACAAUUUUCAAUACCACUGCGUAAUCAACCCUUAUGCUAAUGCCACAGUCGAAGUAUGUGCUCCUGUCCGGAAUAUCAUCGGACACUGUGCAGAAUACAAUUACGGGAGAAAAAGCAUUCAAGAUCACCAAAACUUUAAAUAUCAAGAAUGUUAUGAUAUUGUGACGAAACAAAGUGAAGAGAUUUUUAAUUCAACGACAGAGAGUGCUGGACCCAUUCAAAGACAAGACGUUCAGAACAUCAGCGGAUACAACUAUGUUUUAGUUUUGACAAUAUUUAACACAGUUUUGAUAGUGAUAAUGACCUUGUUUAUGACUAUAGUCGGAAUAAGAAAGAUAAUGAAGUCUUUUACUGGGGUAUCUUCUACUGGCACGUAUAAUUUACUAGAAGAAAGUGACGCAGCUGAUCAUCCAAUGUCCAUCCUUCCGUCUAGCUUUUCGUCUGUCCGUCUGUAAACUUUUCAUAUUUUCAACUUCUUUGCAGGAACCACUGGGCUAAUUUGAACCAAAUUUUCUACAAAGCAUCCUUGGGUGAAGGGAUAUGUAAAACAUAAAAUGCAAAAAAAAAAUGAGUCUUCUUUCCUAGAGAAGAUAAUCAAGAAACGACAAAAAUUAAAAUGGGUUAUUUAAAAUUUUUCAUCUCAAGAACCACUGGACCAGAAAAGCUAAAACUUAGGUGAAAAUAUAUCUGAUGUAGUGUAGAUUUUACAUUGUUCAAAUUAUGACCCAGGGGAAAGGGUGGGGGCGCAAUAGGACAUUAUGAUUAUUUAUUUAUUUAUAUAUGAGGUCACCUGAGCUGAAAGCUCAAGUGCACUUUCCUAAUCAUAUUUUGUCCUUAGUCAGUCAGUCAAGCUGUCCGUACGUCUAAAAACUUUUCACAUUUUUUACUUCUCUUCCAAAAUCACUGAGCCAUUUUUGACCAAACUUUCCACUAAGCAUUGUAAUGUAAUUUUAAUUUAUAUAUAGCUUUAUUUGUACAGAUAAACAUGCAUCAUCUAUUGGUUAUUUUCAAUUUAAUCAAA
This is a messenger RNA of Saccostrea cuccullata (small rock oyster), 1208 nucleotides long. RefSeq lists its product as uncharacterized. Lineage: Eukaryota; Metazoa; Mollusca; Bivalvia; Ostreida; Ostreidae. The transcript is spliced from 5 exons. The record is from RefSeq and is a predicted model, not a curated record. Bases 1 to 642 code for a protein of 213 amino acids.